CAAAAUUACCGAUUUAUACCUCCGAAUCACGCAAAAAUGAACAGCAACAAGUUUUACGAAGAUUACGAAAAAUUGAAAACUGUAGGUCAAGGAGCUUUUGGUACCGCGACAUUAUAUCGCCGAAUAGACGACGGAAAACAGGUCGUAAUGAAAGAAGUUUUUCUCAUGGAUUUGGACAAUUCUGAAAAAAAAUCGGCUUUGAACGAAGUUGAAAUUUUAUCAAACUUGAACCACCCCAACAUUAUCAAGUAUCUUGGAAGUUUCCAAAAGGAAGGCUCUUUGAUAAUUGCCAUGGAAUAUGCAGAUGGGGGCAACUUAGCCCAACUCAUCAACGCAAAGAAAAAUAAAAAUGAGAUUUUCACCGAGAAAAGCAUCUUGAAUAUUGUUUCACAAAUCAGUGCUGCCAUCAGCUACAUGCAUAUGAAUAAAAUCCUACACAGGGAUUUGAAAUCCGCGAAUAUUUUUUUAAACAUGAAUGGGAAUGUCAAAGUUGGUGAUUUUGGGAUUUCUAAAAUGUUGAAUACUAGAUCACAAGCGCAGACUGUAGUUGGUACCCCUUACUAUCUCAGUCCUGAAAUGUGCGAGGGGUCCGAUUAUAACGAAAAAUCUGAUAUUUGGGCCAUCGGGUGUAUUCUCUACGAACUUGCAUGUUUGAGGAAACCGUUCGAAGCCAUGACACUACCAGUCCUUGUGCAAAAAAUCACUGCUUGCGAAUAUUCCGAAAUUCUUGAAAUUUAUUCAGAUGAGCUGUCACAACUCGUGCACUCUAUCCUCCAAAAAGACCCAAGUGCGAGGCCUUCAGCGAAGUAUAUCCACGAUAAUGUUAUACCAAAAACAGUGAAAAAAUUCGACUCCACUACUACGUUCAAAGUAGGCGUUUCACGAGAACGCUCGAUUCUCUACAAAAUCACCAAUUUCGGCGAUGAUCAAGAAAUAAUUCCCGAAGAAUUACCCCACAAAACAAUUAUCGAUUUUUCGAUCGGUUUUGGUCAUUAUAUUGUUGUCACUGUCGACCAUUGUGUGUAUACGUGGGGUGAAAAUGAUUUUGGACAGCUGGGGAUAGACAGUGGGGCCCAAAAACGGGCUUUUGCCACGAUAGUGAAGUCUUUGCAGCAUGAGAAAAUUAUUCGGUUAUGUGCUGCUGGACGCAAUUUUAGUAUUUUUCUUAAUACCGAAGGGUUUUUAUUUAGUUGUGGGGAAGGACAACAAGGUUGUUUGGGGCAUGGGAAUUGGGAUUCGGUGCAAACUCCCACAAUAAUAGAGGCACUAAAGCAAGAAAAAAUUGUAAAAAUGAGCUGCGGUGACGAACAUGUAGUUGCCUUAUCAACAGACGGCAAAGUUUUCACUUGGGGCUCCUCCAAAAAGGGGCAACUUGGCCAAGGUCACAUGCAAUACAGAUGCUCUCCUCUUGCAAUAAAACUCCUCAAUUUGACGAAAAUCAAAGACUUGUUUUGUGGCGAAAACGAAACUGUUUUACUGACAAUCAACGGCCAAAUUCUAGUGAGUGGUUUUAACAACUACCGGAAACUUGGAGUUGCAGACCAAGAAAAAAUAACUCUAUUCACUCCUGUCCCAAUAAGAGAAAAAAUCAAAUUCGUCUCAAUUGGUCCAAACCAUAUAAUGUUGCUCUCGGAAAACGGUGUAGCAAUUGCAUUAGGCCGAAACCCAGAAAGUACCAAACCCCAAACAAUCAAAUUACAAAAUAAAAUCACAAUGAUUGCGUGCGGACUCAACUUUACUGUAGCAGCCGAUAGUCGAAAUGUCCUGUGGUUUUGGGGCUCCUCUUAUAAAACGUACAGAAAUGGGCCCCAAAAAGGCAACUCUGUUCUUCCUCUCACCAAAAAUCAACACGAUCAAACUAUGAUAAUUAAAGAUUUUGGUCAGAGUUUUGAUCAAUAUGUGAAGAUUCCUCGCCCUAUACUGGCGUUUUAUGCGUCUCAAAGUAAUAUUAAAACAGGAAAUGUCAUUUAUAUGGGGGACAUAAAAAUAAAAUGUAAUAAUCUGUAUAUGUUAGCGCACACUACAGCGCCUCCUCCUAUCACACAGUUCACCGAUAAAGAUAUUAAUAAAGACCCAAUGUCACAAGUGGGUGGUACGACUGCAGCUCCAACUACGUCAACAAGUUUGCCAAACAUGGUUUAAUCUCUCA
Molecule: messenger RNA, 2149 nt
Organism: Tribolium madens (black flour beetle)
Lineage: Eukaryota; Metazoa; Arthropoda; Insecta; Coleoptera; Tenebrionidae
Product: serine/threonine-protein kinase Nek8
Exons: 11
Coding region: 37-2142 (701 amino acids)
Biological process (GO): protein phosphorylation
Molecular function (GO): ATP binding; protein kinase activity
Source: RefSeq, a predicted model, not a curated record